Molecule: messenger RNA, 1632 nt
Organism: Apaloderma vittatum (bar-tailed trogon)
Lineage: Eukaryota; Metazoa; Chordata; Aves; Trogoniformes; Trogonidae
Gene: SLCO5A1
Product: solute carrier organic anion transporter family, member 5A1
Exons: 8
Coding region: 1-1632 (543 amino acids)
Biological process (GO): sodium-independent organic anion transport; transmembrane transport
Cellular component (GO): membrane
Molecular function (GO): protein binding
Source: RefSeq, a predicted model, not a curated record
AUGUAUGUAAUGGGAGCGCUUGGUCCCGCCGCUGGAUAUUUGCUAGGAGGACUUCUGAUUGGUUUCUAUGUUGAUCCUAGGACAACUGUUUAUAUUGACCAGAGUGAUCCCCGAUUCAUUGGAAACUGGUGGAGUGGAUUUCUCCUUUGUGCCAUUGCAAUGCUCCUUGUGAUAUUUCCCAUGUUUACCUUUCCGAAAAAGCUCCCUCCUCGACAUAAAAAAAAGAAAAAGAAAAAGAAGAUGAACUCUGAUGAUGUUUCAAGUGAUGAUGAAGUUAUGAAAGAGAAAACAAAUAGCAAAAUACAAGCAGACAGUGCAGUUCCUGCCUCUAUGGGAUUUGGAAAGAAUGUUAAAGAGCUUCCGAGAGCAGCUGUCAGGAUCUUAAGCAACAUGACAUUCCUUUUUGUGAGUUUGUCAUACACAGCUGAGAGUGCCAUUGUCACAGCUUUUAUUACCUUCAUUCCCAAGUUCAUCGAGUCACAGUUUGGCAUCCCAGCUUCCAAUGCCAGCAUCUACACUGGUGUGAUUAUUGUCCCAAGUGCUGGUGUUGGUAUUGUCCUAGGUGGCUACAUUAUAAAAAAACUGAAACUCGGUGCAAGAGAGUCUGCAAAGUUGGCUAUGAUCUGCAGUGGUGUAUCUCUGCUGUGCUUUUCAACUCUCUUCAUUGUUGGAUGUGAAAGCAUUAAUCUAGGGGGAAUAAAUAUACCUUACACGACUGGCCCCACUCUUGCCAUGGCCCACAGGAAUCUGACUGGGAGCUGUAAUGUUAACUGUGGAUGUAAGAUUCAUGAGUACGAGCCUGUCUGUGGAUCAGAUGGAAUAACCUAUUUUAAUCCUUGCCUAGCUGGCUGCAUCAAUGGUGGAAACCAUAGCACAGGGGUAAGAAAUUACACGGAAUGUGCCUGUGUCCAGAGUCGCCAGGUGAUCACUCCGCCAACGGUGGGCCAGCGCAGUCAGCUCCGGCUGGUUAUUGUGAAAACCUACCUGAACGAGAAUGGCUAUGCUGUUUCUGGGAAGUGCGAUCGAACCUGCAACACACUUAUCCCAUUCCUGGUAUUUCUCUUCAUUGUUACCCUUAUAACAGCGUGUGCCCAGCCGUCAGCAAUCAUAGUGACACUCAGGUCCGUAGAAGACGGGGAGCGGCCCUUUGCACUAGGAAUGCAGUUUGUUUUAUUACGAACUCUUGCUUACAUUCCCACUCCAAUUUAUUUUGGGGCUGUUAUUGACACCACAUGCAUGCUUUGGCAACAGGAUUGUGGCAUACAAGGAUCUUGUUGGGAGUACGAUGUUACCUCGUUUCGUUUUGUCUACUUUGGGUUGGCAGCUGCUCUCAAGUUCGUGGGAUUCUUUUUUAUUUUCCUGGCCUGGUAUUCCAUUAAGUGUAAAGAAGAGCAACUGCAGAGACGGAGGUGGAGGGCUUCGCCAGUGAACACUGUGAGUGAGAUGGUCGGCCAAGCUGGACCCCAACAAAACUAUGCACGGACUAGAUCCUGCCCUACCUUCAGUUCCCGAGGAGACAUCAGUGUGGCACAAGGAAUGAACUGCGUAGCACAGACAUACCCCGGCCCUUUUUCAGAAGCAAUAAAUUCCUCAAAUGAAAAUGUGUUGGAAGAAGUCACUGCUGAGAUAUAG